Fonsecaea pedrosoi CBS 271.37 is the source of this 444-nucleotide messenger RNA. RefSeq lists its product as uncharacterized. The record is from RefSeq and is a predicted model, not a curated record. The transcript has a single exon. The coding region runs from base 1 to 444 and encodes 147 amino acids. NCBI's taxonomy places the organism in Eukaryota, Fungi, Ascomycota, Eurotiomycetes, Chaetothyriales, Herpotrichiellaceae.
AUGCGCCACGCAGACCUGAGUUCGUCCGAUGAGGAAUCUCAACCUUCCGAGAAUGAAGAGCAAAGUGGAACCUCCACCGAUGAGGACGGUGACGGCGAGGUAGGCCGCCAAAUCCGUGUGGAUGAAGUUUCGCCGCGCAAGAAAAGGAAGCGGAAGUCUGUUGCCGUGUCUCCAUCCCCUUCAUCUGAACUGGAACGAGGCAGACAAGAAACACCGCAAUGCGCAACUGCGAGUUCGAAACGGAAGCGACGGAGAUGGGAAUGGACUAUAGACUCGUCAAUAUCUGGUCUAGCUCGAUCGGGGAAAUUGUCUGAAGUCAGAAAAGAUCAGAGCCUUCCAUUGGAAGAGCCGAGAAGAUCUCUAGAUGCAGAUGCACUGCAGGAUGUGAAGCGGUCUGAGGAGAAUGGAGAGAUCAGACAGAUACAGGAUUGUCUAAGCGGCUGA